CUGCUCAGAUACAGCCUAUGCUCCCAGUGCUUCCAGGCUCACCAUGAUGAGGUUCCUGGCCAUCAUUGUGGCGUUCGUUGUCAUUACAGGAUCCCAGGCUUCUGAUGAUGAAAGCCGAAUUCCAAGAGUGGAGGAACUGCUCAGAUACUGGUUUGGUUUGCCCACGGCAUCAGAUUUCAUAUGGGACAACUUUAGCGAAUCAAAGACUGGGCAGGAAUUGUCAGGCCUGUUCCAUAAUGCAAGCCAACAAUUUCAUAAAUUUGACCGAGAGAUUCCAUCGGAGCUCACAGAACCCUUACAUCUCGUGAGUGCUGUAUAUACAGGUGUUAUGCUGAAAGCUUAUAGCGCUGUAACUGAGCUGAGAGACCAGCAGAAACUUCAAGAACCACUGAUAAACCUACUGGCGUAUUAUGUGGAACCCGUCCUGGAGAGGAUGGAACCAUAUUUUGAGUCCUUCGGACCGAUGCUCAAUGACGAACUGAGAUACAUUCAUGAGAAAUUGCCGGAGUAUUUUAAACCUCUUGACGAUGGGCUCUUCUUCUACCUCAAGAAGUUGGAAGACGCUAAACCGACCCUCCAAGACGCCGCCGACCAAACGCUGACUCGUUUCAUACAAGGGCUGGAGGCUCUUCACAAGAACCUGAAUCCUUACCUGAAACCCCUUCUGGAGGAGAGCAAAAAACACGAAACAGAGUUUAGGGAUUGGGUUCACGCCUCCAUAUUUCCCUCAGACUCGUGAUUUUUUUUUUUCAUGAGUAAGGGGGAGUGAUGCAUUGUGGAUCUUUAAGAAAAUCGGUGUGGAAGGGGUCACUAAAAUGAUGUGGUGGGCAGUAAUUUGUAAACUCCCCGCCUGGUGAUAUAAUAAAGGAGACAUUUUUAAAAACGGCUAGCCAA
This is a messenger RNA of Pogona vitticeps (central bearded dragon), 894 nucleotides long. RefSeq lists its product as uncharacterized. The record is from RefSeq and is a predicted model, not a curated record. Lineage: Eukaryota; Metazoa; Chordata; Lepidosauria; Squamata; Agamidae.